ACUACAUCUCCCAGCAUUCAGCCUGGCACAGCUGGGAAGCAGUAGCGGCACGCAGAGCUGAAGUGGUUCCAGGACACGGGAGACUUCCCCGAUGCUAUUUGCCGUCUCUCUACAAACAUCAUUAGCGCCGAUGCCCGGCUGCCGGCAAACAGACCUGGACUUGGGUAGGGGGAAUGAGCCACGCCGUGUCAACAAACAGCAAAAAGUAGCCAAGAAAUGAAUAAAGAAGAGAAGCCAAGGGGCCGACGGCUUGUAAUGUAGCCCUGACUUUAGCCCAGGGAUUCCUCCUGCUUCCCAAAUGAAUGAUUUAUUCAUGCGCUGGAGUCACUUAUCCGGCAUUGAUUCAGCCAUACUGCAUUUCCUUCCCUACAGAAAGCCUUUUAAUCCCCCCCCCCCACCCCAGCCUGAGUGCAGGGUAUAGCCGGCGGCUGAGGGGGAACGGAACCCUGGAAGUGGAGAAUAUAAGACGAGCGGCGGUGGGGGGGACAUGCUUUAACGAGCGAAAGUGCACGGUCGGAUCCCACCAUGAGUGAUCGGCGAGGGCUCCAUCCUCCGCUUCACUUUCCCAGUGUGCCGGCUGCCGCUGCCUCCUCCUCGGCAAGGGCUGUUCUGCAGCAUAGCUUCCAAUGAACUGGGAAGGGUGGGGGGGGGAAGAGAGAAAACAACUUAACGGUGGGUGUUUACUGUCCCUUGUGUCAUCCUAACCCCCCCCAUCGCCUCCCCCCGGAGUCAUUGUUAUCUUGACACCACCGGCAAGUAUUCAGCGGGCAACCCUCUAUGAAGAUUCGCUGGCCACGGACCCUCUUCAUCUGUUUUAUUCACACCCCCCCUUUCCGUUUUAGUACUUGCCCCUCUUGACUUUAAUCCCCCCCCCUUUUUCUUUCGCUCCAUCUCCCAUAAGUUGUUUUUUUUUUUUUUUUUAUUUCUCCUUGUCGAUUGUCAGCACUUUCCCAUUAAUGUGCCCUUUGCUUCAGUGAAGCGGCUCCACAUGGCUGGAGAGGGGGCUCCGAGGGCUGGAGGUGAAAGGGAGCAUAAAGGAGCGCUCCUCUAGGCAGCUUUUUCCAUUUGGGAAGUGAGCAGUAAUUGAGCGAAGGCAGCUGCACAUUGGGAAUCAAUAGAGUCUGCUUCCUUCCAGCUAAGGGCACUUUGGGCUUCCAGGAGGUCACUGGAGUGAAGACAGACGCGAGCAGCGCUCACUGCAGAGUCCUCCAACUCCAUCCUCCGGCUGCAACAGUGACACCAGCACCACCGCCGCUGCCGCCACGCUUCCUGUUACCAAGGACACAAUAGUUUGCAAAUUCCCACUCCCGGUACUCUCUUAGCAGUUGCCCCAAUGAUUAACGGGCAACUCUGAUCUCUGCGAGUCUCCGGCUGCUGAGGGGGAAAGCCAGGGAGCGAGCAACUCUGCCGAGGAACUGCUGCCUUUCCUUUUCAUUCCUGGGAUCAGGAGCGACCACCAAAAUGCCCCAAAUUGGGACCAUUUUCCAUUCUUUGUGGAUUCCUUUCUUUUGCUUCUGUGUUGCCCCCAAUGCCAUGCUUGGUGGGGCGGCCGGAUCGGAGCAGCAUAUCCCCUUAUCCAUGGUGAAGCUAUGGGCCUCGGCAUUUGGCGGCGAGAUCAAAUCGAUAGCAGCCAAGUACUCGGGUUCCCAGCUCCUGCAGAAGAGCGUCUUCACGAAGUACAAGGAGUUUGAGAAGGACGUGACUAUUGAGGAGAUCGAUGGGCUGCAGUUGGUUAAGAAGUUGGCCAAAGACAUGGAGGAAAUGUUCCACAAGAAAUCGGAAGCUGUGCGGAGACUGGUGGAAGCGGCCGAGGAUGCGCAUCUGAAACACGCGUUUGACGCAGAUUUACAGUACGAAUACUUUAACGCCGUUCUGAUUAACGAGCGCGACGAGGAUGGGAACUUCCUGGAACUGGGGAAGGAGUUCCUGCUGUUGCCCAACGACCACUUCAACAAUUUGCCCGUUAAUGUCAGUCUGAGCGACGUGCAAGUGCCCACCAAUGUGUACAACAAAGAUCCGGAAAUAGUCAACGGGAUUUACUGGUCUGAAGCCUUAAACAAGGUUUUUGUGGACAACUUUGACCGCGACCCAUCAUUAAUAUGGCAAUAUUUCGGAAGUGCAAAAGGAUUUUUUCGGCAGUAUCCAGGCAUCAAAUGGGAGCCCGAUGAAAACGGAGUUAUAGCGUUCGACUGCCGAAACCGUAAAUGGUACAUUCAAGCUGCCACCUCUCCGAAGGACGUAGUUAUUUUAGUUGACGUCAGUGGAAGCAUGAAAGGUCUUCGCUUGACAAUUGCAAAGCAAACUGUGUCUUCUAUUUUGGACACCCUCGGAGAUGAUGACUUCUUCAACAUAAUCGCUUACAACGAGGAAAUCCAGUAUGUGGAGCCGUGUUUGAACGGAACCCUAGUGCAGGCCGACAGGAACAACAAGGAGCACUUCAGGGAACACUUGGACAAACUGUACGCUAAAGGGAUCGGAAUGCUGGAUAUUGCCCUAAAUGAGGCCUUUGAUUUGCUAAGUGAGUUCAACCAUUCGGGAGAAGGCAGUGUCUGUAGCCAAGCCAUAAUGCUCAUCGCCGACGGCGCAGUCGACACAUACGACAACAUAUUUGCCAAGUACAACUGGCCGGACAGAAAGGUCCGGAUGUUCACUUACCUCAUUGGAAGAGAGGCCGCAUUCGCUGAUAACAUGAAAUGGAUGGCCUGCGCCAAUAAAGGUUUUUUUACUCAGAUAUCGACCUUGGCCGACGUGCAAGAAAAUGUCAUGGCCUACCUUCACGUCCUGAGCCGGCCGAAAGUCAUUGACCAGGAACACGACGUUGUGUGGACAGAAGCCUACGUUGAUAGCACGCUCCCUCAGGCACAAAAGCUUGCCGAUGACCAAGGGCUAGUCCUGAUGACUACUGUGGCCAUGCCGGUUUUUAGUAGGCAGAACGAGACCAGAUCAAAGGGGGUUCUGUUGGGCGUCGUCGGCACGGAUGUACCAGUGAAAGAACUGAUGAAGGCCAUUCCAAAAUAUAAGCUGGGAAUUCACGGUUACGCCUUUGCCAUUACAAACAAUGGAUAUAUCCUGACCCACCCGGAGCUCAGGCCCCUGUAUGAAGAGGGAAAAAAGCGAAGAAAACCCAAUUACAGCAGCGUGGAUCUGUCGGAGGUGGAGUGGGAGGACCGCGAUGACGUGCUGCGCAACGCCAUGGUCAACAGGAAGACAGAGAAAUUUUCUAUGGAAGUCAAAAAGACAGUGGACAAAGGGAAACGCGUGUUGGUCAUGACGAACGACUAUUACUACACGGAUAUAAAGGGCACGCCGUUCAGCUUGGGUGUCGUCCUCUCCAGGGGGCACGGGAAGUAUUUCUUCAGAGGGAAUGUGACUAUAGAGGAAGGGCUGCACGAUCUCGAACACCCGGAUGUUUCUUUAGCCGACGAAUGGUCCUACUGUAACACCGACUUGCACCCCGAGCAUCGCCACUUAACUCAGUUGGAAGCCAUCAAAAUCUACCUCACGGGGAAGGACCCGCUGCUGCAAUGUGAUAAGGAAUUAAUCCAAGAAGUCCUGUUUGAUGCAGUAGUCAGUGCACCACUAGAGGCCUACUGGACCAGCCUGGCGCUGAACAAGUCAGAGAAUUCGGACAAAGGAGUGGAAGUCGCCUUCCUGGGGACUCGCACCGGCCUGAGCCGCAUUAACCUGUUUGUGGGCGCCGAGCAGCUGACCAAUCAAGACUUCCUUACAUCCGAAGACAGAGAGAGUAUAUUCAAUGCCGACCACUUCCCUUUAUGGUAUCGGAGAGCUGCGGAGCAGAUACCGGGCAGUUUCGUCUACUCCAUUCCAUUCAGCACAGGAUCAGAAAACAAAAGCAACGUAGUGACGGCCAGCACCGCCAUUCAGCUAUUGGACGACAGGAAAUCCCCCGUAGUUGCGGCUGUCGGCAUCCAAAUGAAACUCGAAUUCUUCCAGAGGAAAUUCUGGAUCGCCAGCAGACAGUGUGCCUCAUUGGAUGGAAAAUGCCCCAUCAGCUGUGAUGAUGAAGAGAUUAAUUGUUACCUCAUCGAUAAUAACGGAUUCAUUUUGGUGUCGGAAGACUACGGACAGACUGGAAACUUUUUUGGGGAAGUCGAAGGAGCCGUAAUGAAUAAAUUGUUAAAUAUGGGAUCUUUUAAAAGAAUUACACUCUAUGAUUACCAAGCCGUGUGUAGGACGACAAAAGAAAGCAGUGACAGCGCCCACAGCUUAUUGGACCCGUACCGCGCCAUAUUCACCGCCAUAAAGUGGAUGAUGACAGAACUGAUCUUAUUCCUGGUUGAGUUUAAUCUAUGCAAUUGGUGGAAUUCAGGCCACUCAGUUAAAGCACAACGGCUCAAACAGGUUCUAGAGCCCUGCGACACCGAGUACCCGGCUUUUGUCUCUGAGCGGACCAUAAAGGAGACCACGGGCACUGUGGCUUGCGACGACUGUUUCAAGUCGUUUGUCAUCCAGCAGAUCCCGAGCAGCAAUCUCUUCAUGGUGGUGGUGGAUAAUGUCUGCAGUUGUAGCUCCGUCACCCCAAUUACCAUGGCACCUAUUGAAAUUAGGUAUAACGAAUCCCUCAAAUGUGAGCGCUUGAAAUCACAGAAGAUACGACGGCGGCCGGAAGCCUGUCAUGGAUUCCAUCCCGAAGAAAAUGCGAGAGAAUGCGGCGGUGCCUUCAGCAUUAACCCCCGAGCCACCGUGGUGCUGCUGGGGCUUGUAAUGAUCUAUGUGUCGAGGUGACCCUGACUGACGGGAUCACAUGGCAUGCUAGUUACAUGGACAUAGCGGGAGCUGAGACCGUCGGCGCAGUGUAGAAGACAAGAAUCGUAGUCAGCUCAUCAGCAUUUCAUGACUUUGAAACUGUUGGAAACAAACAAAAACUCUAAAAAAAGAGGUACAAAGCCAAGCUCCACCCCCUUACGUCGCGAUUCAUGCAGAUGUGUCAUGUCGCCAUCACACCCCAUAGCCACUGGACAACAGCCCCUGGGGGAUCAUCCUCUUCAGCUUUGCCCCCCCCCCAUCCAAAUGGUGUACUUUUUAAAUAAAGUAUAUUAAAAUCAUGA
Molecule: messenger RNA, 5069 nt
Organism: Xenopus tropicalis (tropical clawed frog)
Lineage: Eukaryota; Metazoa; Chordata; Amphibia; Anura; Pipidae
Gene: cacna2d3
Product: calcium channel, voltage-dependent, alpha 2/delta subunit 3
Exons: 39
Coding region: 1462-4746 (1094 amino acids)
Biological process (GO): calcium ion transmembrane transport
Cellular component (GO): membrane
Source: RefSeq, a predicted model, not a curated record